Messenger RNA from Calidris pugnax (ruff), 823 nucleotides. It is a transcript of the gene TMEM80, whose product is annotated as transmembrane protein 80. The coding region runs from base 10 to 498 and encodes 162 amino acids. Gene Ontology annotation, biological process: non-motile cilium assembly. The record is from RefSeq and is a predicted model, not a curated record. Gene Ontology annotation, cellular component: ciliary transition zone. The transcript is spliced from 5 exons. Lineage: Eukaryota; Metazoa; Chordata; Aves; Charadriiformes; Scolopacidae.
GGCGCCGCCAUGGCCGUCGUGAGGCGAGGGGAGCGGCGCGUUGCCAUCGAUACCGACAGCACUUUCUUCUCCCCGUCGCCGUGUCCCGGAGGAACUUCAUCAGUUCUGUCCUCUCUUCCCUUACAGAUCCUCUUUUAUCUAAAUGGCAUUUAUUACGUCUUUUACUUCUUGGCAACUCUUGCCAUGAUUGUUUAUAAAAGUGAAGUUUUCAGUUACCCAGAUGAUUUUCUGGCUCCUGAUCUUGUGCUGCUUUUCAUUAUGGCCAUUCUGGAAGCGCUCCGAUUAUACUUGGGUUCGAAGGGGAACCUGACAGAAGAAGAGGCUCCGUUGGGGCUGAGCCUGGCCCUCACGGUGGGGAGUGUGAUUCUGGCGGUGUAUUUCCUGGUGUGGCAAACCUAUGUGCUGUGGGCAGACGUCCUUCUGAACACCGUGCUGCUCUGCACCUACGGGCUGGAGUCCCUACUAAAGGUCAUGGCCAUUGCUGCCUUUGUCAGCUGAGCCCUAGUGCUUGUCAGCGUGUUUUCAACACAUUUCUUCUAUCGAGAGUGGGCUUACACUUCAAAUAUUUAAUUCUUUUGCAUAUCAAACUCCUGUAAAACUUUUCUCAGUUGAAAGUACAAAUGUUUGAGGGGCAGAGAUGUCCCGGAAUGGUGGGUACAACCCCCUGCCUCGCAGCCCUGUUUCGCUAUCUCUUCAGCUCCAUAUGAGGAGCGGCUGAAGGAGCUGGGGCUGUUUAGUAUGAGGAAGAGGAGGCUGAGGGGAGACCUCAUCACCCUCUACAACUACGGGAAAGGACCCUGUAGAGAGGUUGGUGCUGGUCUCU